Messenger RNA from Kwoniella mangroviensis CBS 8507, 3546 nucleotides. RefSeq lists its product as uncharacterized. The record is from RefSeq and is a predicted model, not a curated record. Gene Ontology annotation, cellular component: mitochondrion. NCBI's taxonomy places the organism in Eukaryota, Fungi, Basidiomycota, Tremellomycetes, Tremellales, Cryptococcaceae. The transcript is spliced from 10 exons. Bases 1 to 3546 code for a protein of 1181 amino acids.
AUGCUGCCGGUACAUCGACGUGCAGCAAUAACAGCCAGUCGGCGGGCCUUUCUCAAUAUUCGAUCUCAGCAUUCUUCUCCUUCGACCUCGUCCGAUCGUAUCGAUACAUCGGCCAGUGAGAGUCAAGAUAGACUUACGGGCUCAGCCAAGCUGUUUGCCGACUCGAUCGAAGAAGAAUCUAUCUCCAGUACGAACAGCACUUCAAGGGAUCAUCUCAUACACAGCCAAGGUGAAAUUUGGACAGGAGACGAAUCGACUCAUGAUGCAGUCUUGCGAAUGCUCUUAGAUGCGAACAAACCAUUAAGGGAACCUGGAGGUAUCAAGCAUAACUCGUCAGAAGACAAGAUAAAGAAAUACAUCAAAUCAUUAGAUCUAAAUCCAGCUUUGGGUCAACCACUAUUUUCUUCACCUAAGGUGGAAGAAGUGCAAGAAGAUAAACCUAAUCCUCAUCGAACCACUAUUCCACCUCAUUUACAUCGACCAUGGCAUUCGACUUACACUGGAGAGACGACGUUGAAAUCAGCACCGCAGAUCAAGUAUGGUACAUUUAUCAAAUCGAACAAGGAUGGCGAUUCUCUUACCAACUUGCUUGAACUUACCCUACCACCCGGAGCAGAUGGUAAGACCCGUUCGAGAGUCAAGGAAGCUCGAAGAUCCGGAAAGACCAUUAGAAGAUUGGAUAAUGCCAGAGAGAAUGCACUAGACUAUAAGCUCGGUAUAGGAUCUGGAGAACAGGUGCUUAUAGAUAUCGGAGAAGAUGAGGAAGAUGAGACGUUUAGAGGCAACAGGCAGAUAAAAGGGAGUAGUGUACUGGGUGCCCAGAAGGGUUCGGCAAGUGGGAUGAGAGCUUGGGGAGGUCUGGUAGAAGAUCGUAUACAGCGCGCUAAAGAGGCCGGUUUCUUCAAGAUCACGAACGGGAAAGGUAAACCUAUACCCAAAGAUCCUGAAGCUAGUAAUCCUCAUCUCGAAACCGGUGAACUCCUUAUGAAUCGGAUAGUCAAGCGUCAAGGCGCCCUCCCACCAUGGAUCGAACUCCAGCAUUCAUUGGACUCCACAUUGACUGCUUUCCGUAGCACAUUGUUAACGACCUAUACAACUCAUCUCGUUCGUAAUGUCAUUUCAACUAAUGCCCUAUCACCCUUACCGCCACUACAUUCUAUUCCCUCUCAAGACGAAGCUUGGGAAGCACGCGAAUUCAAAUUUCAUCAGGAGAACAUCAAGCAGAUCAAUGAUUUGGUACGAAGGAUGAAUGCCCAGGCUCCUUCACCCGCUCGACGGAAUCUCUUGACUCUUGAAGGAGAGCUAAACAGGCUUAGAGGAGAUGUAUUGAAGAACGAGGUCUGGAAUGAAAUCAAGAAAAGAGCGGGAGACGCUGCGAAAUUACCCAUGAAACCGAGCUCUAGCCUCCCGCCUUUCAUAUUCGAUAACGAGGGAUGGAAUGCGCUGAAAACAGCUACGAGAAGAUCGUUCGGUACUAUUGCUGCUCCUGUCUCGGCUGUCAUUGGUAAAAGCAGUGUGAAGGGCGUGGUGGAUUCUACUAGACAAUCUUCAGGAAAUGGUGCUGGCUCAAAUGGACCUUCUUCAAAUAACAGCGAUGGUAAUUCCGGAUCCAAACCCCUUAGAUUGGCUGUCAUGGCUGGUGUAGGGUUAGGUGCAGUCAUUUAUCUCUACCGACGACUGGUCAAGAACGAGUCAGCCGUAGAGAUGAAUUAUAUCCCUGUGCAUUCCGAUGAGGAAGUUUCGAUCCAAGAGGACAUUGUGGCAAUUUCACCAUCCGAACCUCCUUUUACGGUCUUGCGUGUGAUACAGUUAUACAUCGUUGAACCAUUCGCCACGGUAAUCAGGUUCUUCCACUUGGCAUUCUUAUUUGGACCCGUCAUUUUGACCACACCGAUGUUAUUGGUUGGCAAGCCCGAACGACGACGACGCAGGUCAGGUAAACCGGUUUCGGGCGAUGAAGAGGAGAAUUGGGGUGCGAUCUGGUGGUAUUCUUUCUUGGUCAAACAGAUGGAACGGGCCGGCCCGUCUUUCAUCAAACUUGGACAAUGGGCUGCAUCUCGAGCGGACCUCUUCCCAGCUGAAUUAUGCGAUAAGAUGUCGAAGUUGCAUUCGAACGGUAAACCACAUUCGCUCUCUCAUACCAAACGAGUACUGGAGAGAGCCUUCGGGAUGAAGUUUGACGAAAUCUUUGAGAAAUUUAAUGAAGAGCCUAUAGGCUGUGGAGCUAUUGCCCAGGUGUAUAAAGCCAAGUUGAAACCAUCCGUAUUCAUCGACGGAGCAGCUAGUGCGAAACACGAUCGAGUAGCAGUAGACGAGUCUCAUACACGUUCCGUCGCCAUCAAAGUCUUACAUCCUCGAGCACGUAAAACGAUUCGAAGGGAUAUAGCCAUUAUGUCAGUGUUCGCGAACAUCUUCAACGCUUUCCCAGGUAUGGAAUGGCUAUCGCUCCCUGAGGAAGUCGCUGUCUUCGGCGACAUGAUGAACUCGCAGUUGGAUUUAAGAGUGGAAGCGUCCAAUUUAGAAAGAUUCGAGGUGAAUUUUCAAAAGAGGGGUAGAAGGGUGACUUUCCCAAGUCCCAUCAAAUUGGGUCAAAACGAAUCGAAAGAUGUAUUAAUAGAGGAAUUUGAAAAUGCUUUACCGUUAAAGUGGUUCUUGACCAAUGGCGGUGGAGACUAUGAUGAUAUGAUUGCUGGAAUCGGAUUAGAUGCUUUCUUGGAAAUGUUGUUAUUGGAUAAUUGGACUCAUGGUGAUCUACAUCCCGGUAACAUCAUGGUACGGUUCUAUAAGCCCACCACUACAGAUUAUCUCGGACCAUUGCUCAAUAAAUUCAGUCGACAUCCUCAAACACCACCUUCAGACUCACCACCCUCGUCCAGUCUAUCUAACGAACAGCUCGUCGAGUCAUUGGCAUCCAUAGCGCACGAUCACGAUGCGUGGCAUGAUCGACUCUCCGAAUUGUACAAAGAGGGCUAUGAGCCUCAACUGAUUUUCAUCGAUGCUGGUCUGGUCACUUCUCUGGACGACAAGAAUAGAAGAAAUUUCUUAGACUUGUUUCAAAGUGUAGCUGAAUUUGAUGGGUACAAAGCUGGUAAACUGAUGGUCGAGAGAUGUCGUACGCCGGAACAUGUAAUUGACGAAGAGACUUUUGCUCUCAAAAUCCAACAUGUGGUCUUAUCAGUCAAAUCGAAGACGUUCAGUUUAGCAAAAAUCAAAAUAUCCGAUAUUCUCACUGAUGUGCUCAACGCGGUCAGACAACAUCAUGUGAAACUUGAAGGUGAUUUUGUCAAUACCGUCUUGUCGAUUCUACUUUUGGAAGGGAUAGGUAGACAGUUGGAUCCGAAUAUGGACUUGUUCAAAUCUGCUUUACCGAUCUUGAGACAAUUGGGUAGACAGAUGGGUACAAAGGAGGUUAUCAAUAAUACACCUAAAGGGAAUUUGUUAGCUAUGAUCAAGCUCUGGGUAUGGGUAGAAGCUAGACAGGUAGCCGGAGAAGCGUCGAUACUGGAUCAAUGGAUCAAGUAUGAUCGACUUUUCCCUGCUAUAUAA